CACGCACGCACACACACACACACACACACACAAACACACACACACACACACACACACACACACACACAGGUCCUGCUUGAGGCUGUCAGAACAAGCGGAGCACAGGAGCUGCAGUGACUCAGCAGAGAUUCUUCCCGCUAUCUCACCAAGAUGGCUGACAACAACUCGAAAGACCCGGCUCCUUCAUCGGGGACACUCUCCCCGGGCCAGCUGCAGUCUCACUUCAAGAUGGAACCAAAGACCCUGGGGGCCGUCCAGCUCGUUAUUGCAGCUGUGAUUCUGUGUCUGAGUGCCUCCGUGUUCCAAGUCCACGAAGUCCACUUCACGGCAGACAUAGCCCUCUUCCUCAUCGUGGUCAUACAGGUGACUUUGUCGGGGUCUGUGUUGAUCUACAGUGGGAGGAGACCCACUCUUUUUUGGGUGAAAUGUGCCCUCGUUUUGCAUCUCAUCAGCGCUGCCUUUGCCACCGCCGCCCUGGGUCUGAUGUCCAAGCACCUCCCCUACAGGCAGGACUCAUACCACUGCGAGCACUGCCGCCGAUUGGAGCUCCACGCUGUGCAACAUUGUUUCAGGAAAUGCACAGCGCUGAUCGAGCAAAAGUGUGAACUCUUGAUUGACGGGAUCCUAGGAACGCUGGUGGUGUUCCUGGUGCUGGAGCUGCUCAUCUGCAUCACCGCCAUGCUCUUUGGACUCACUGUGCUCGCAGCUCGUAGAAGUCAGGCUCCAAGUGAGCGACCACGAUAUCCCCAGACCCGCCCCCCACCAUCUCCAUCUCCAUCUCCAGUUGUCCAUGUUGUUCCGGUUGCAGUCGAGCCAAGUGUAUCCCAGCAGGUGGCGGUCGUUGUGACCGAACCAGACUCUGAGCUGGUGGACGACAUCGCCACUCCGCCGACGGAACCUCAGGUGGAACCUAUUUACCCAUGAACACACACACUUCCGGCACCUUCCGUUGUGUAAAUAUAGAUGCCGCACCUGGUGCUUUUUAACAAUGUGGCACAUCUCACCUUCUUUGUUUUUCUAUGACCGAUUGCGAGUCAACUCAGGUGACAAUUUGAAUAGAAACCAAGAAAAACACACCUUCACCUACUAUAAAUCUGUUAUUAGACAUGUGAACUACAUUAUGUAAUGACAGACAGUGUGAAGAAAUUAUAUAUAUUCUCCUCACUAGUAGUAUGUGUAUUUACAUUAAAGCUAUUUUAAAUGAAUACAAAUAAAAUAGUUAUUGCUAAUGUUGCUAUAACACCGUGUCCAGAAACUUAAUGGCGUUGUCU
Messenger RNA from Nerophis lumbriciformis (worm pipefish), 1271 nucleotides. RefSeq lists its product as uncharacterized. The record is from RefSeq and is a predicted model, not a curated record. Gene Ontology annotation, cellular component: membrane. NCBI's taxonomy places the organism in Eukaryota, Metazoa, Chordata, Actinopteri, Syngnathiformes, Syngnathidae.